CCUACGCUGUUAAAACCGCUCUUCCCACCAGCAGCUCUGAAUCAUUCACAAAGAGCAGGGAGAGCAGAGCUGAGUCAGUCCGUGCGUAAACUGUCUCUGGCUGGAAGCGUUUCGGUUGUGGUUUGUCUGCGCAUGAGGAUCCCAAAGCUCACGGAGGCACCGGAUAUUUUAGUUAAAUAGAGCGUUUUUAAAGUGUUUUCACAACCAAGAGCCAAAGAGGGGUUUGUGAGAGCGUGCAGGACAGCAAACUUCCACCUGCCCCGUGUGCUUAAAACAUCACAGGGCUCCUGGUUCCUGUAGACGCACGAGGACAUCGUUUGCAUGAAACUGUGGCCAGAUACAACCCGUGGAUGCAACGACGCUCCAUUCAUAGAAGAAAGGUGGAAGAGUGGCAGAGGCUCUGAAGAGGAUCAGCUGACCACCGGGAGGUACACCUCCACCAAAAUUUCCUCCAAACCCGGCCCAAAACGCACCAUGUCUCUCAGCACUUUCCACCUGAUGCAGACUCUUAAGAACUCUCCUGCUGCAUUGCGUCGCCGCUUUCGCCGCGACCGCACAGAGUCUUUAUCCCACGGGGACCCUCUUUUCAAGGUGCACUACCUUGGCACGGAGAAAAUCUUCUCCUUAGACCGAGAGCAGGCCCAGGACGCUAUCAGCCACUUACUUGAUGGCGUUGCUAACGGAAAGAAGCUAAGCAAAGAUCACGCUUUGGUCGUGCGCCCAAGAUACGUCGAAGUCAAGGAGCUAAGUACGGGACGGCAGCUAACGAAGACAUACCUGCAGGAUAUAGCGUACUGUGCAGCGGACGCCAACCGGCCCAACGUCUUCCUCUACAUCUGCAAACAUCAGGGGCAGCAGCUGCAGUGUCGGGUGUUCUGGUGCAGCCGAGCGGAGAGGGCGCGGGACAUGACGGCGUGCCUGGCGCAUUCGUUCCAGCGGGCGCUGAGCGAUUGGCAGGACGGCUCGGCCACGCUGCAGCCGGGAGACGUGAAGGGGAAACGGGUAGAGGAGUCGUCCAACUCUCCCUCGAACAAUAAGAGCUCAACGCUACCUACCAGUCUGGGAAAAGUUCGCUGGAGGAAAAGGGGCUCCGUGUCCCGCAGCCCGCUCAGGGCCAUCAGCAGACGAGGGUCUUCCUCUGAUAGCUGGAACUGAACCCCGACUACAACCCUUGAAACACGGGGACUUUUUUAUCCUGACUACAACCUCGAGGACGACAGCACUGAUGGGAGGGAGGGGAGCUCAACAAGACAGACGGGUGGACAAUGGGGAUUAAACCGGGAAGUGGGUAAAGCCCUUAUUUGGACGUGUGGGGACUCUGCUUGUAUGAAGGUGAUGCAGUAAUCAGUGAGCGUAUGGACUUGAAGGUUUUUUGACGCAGCUAAGUUCUCUUGACUUUCACAGAGUGGCGUCUGAAGAAUGCUGCUGACGGCUGCUAUUGUCUCCCUGUCAGCAGCGACACGAGGACUUGUGUCCGGCUGCAAGCCGUUGUAGGAGCGGACUGAUGAAUUUCCUCUGCUCAUUUUUGGUUGGCUCAUUUAUUUUGUAGGUACUCUAUUUGAUAUUUCAGCCUCCCAAAGAGUCUACUCUGCUGGAAAGAGACGAUUAAACUGACAUCCAUAAGCUGUAUGAGAAGUGAUCGACAGAUCGACAACCAAAAACUGGAAAAAGACGACGAGAGUCUUGAUUUAUUUUAAGGACUGAGUUUUAUUUAACUUUUAUUUGUGACAGGUCAUUUAUUUUAUUUUUAUUUAACCAUGUGGCACUACCAAGCAUCGUUCUCCUUUUUAUUUGGAUGCACGUUGAGAUAAGUUUGGCCAAGACUACACAGAUGUCAUGCUUCGGAGGAAUGACGCACAAGUCUAAAGUAGAACUGGUCUGAAUGCAAAUGAAGCAGUUAGUAUUUCCUAGUUUACCAACUGUAAAAUCUGACACCUGAGCACAACAUAGUUGAACACAAAGAUGAGGAAUCUAAACUGUCUUGAUUUUUUUACAGGUUAGGGUUUCCGCAAAUUAUAAAAAAUAGUCCCGAUUAGAACCUGCAGGCUCAAUAAAACCCUCCACUCAUGCACCACAGCAGCAUCCUGCAAAAAGACACAGAUCCCGACUAUCCUCUGCAAUGAAUUAUUUGCAUUUAUGUGGAAAAAACACACCCGGGCCAUGACUCGCGGGGUUUGUUUGUGUCUGAACACUGGGAACGCUGUGUUCCCUAAUGUGGAGCCUCUAUGUGGAAUGUGUGGCCGUGCACCUGCAUUCCAAUCGGAGAGAAAUUUGAGACGUCGAAUCUUCCUUUAAAAAGAAGCCCCAGAUUCUUCUCCAUGUCUGACCAUGACUUUGAAUAUCAAGCAGCCAAGUCAAUUAAUGCUUUCAGCGCCGUGCCCUUCACUCGCACACAUAAUCAAAGCUGUAAAAGGUGCCUUAACUGCUUCAUUUACAGUGUAAUGUGCGCAGGAUUGCAUAAGGCGCUCUCCUGAUGGUGAAUUCUGUCGUAAGGUUUACAAAUGAGAGAGUUGAGGAUGAACUCUACGUCCUGUGGCGACAAUUUCUAACCACAACUGAGUGUGAAAUCUGAACUUCUCGUUCUUUUUACCAGGAAAGGUGUUUUUUCUGAAGUGCCACUUGGUUUUUAUACCUAAUUUUAACAUUUUAAUGUAUUUUUUUGAACUACAAAAGGCACAGCCGGCCUCACAAAGAAGGGUUGAAGUGCCUGCUUAAAAGCCUGUUUUAUAAAUGUGCUGUUUCAUGUCAUUGUACAUAUUUAAUUAAAUAUGUAUUUUAUGAAGUAUUAAAACUUUUUAUACAACA
Molecule: messenger RNA, 2805 nt
Organism: Notolabrus celidotus (New Zealand spotty)
Lineage: Eukaryota; Metazoa; Chordata; Actinopteri; Labriformes; Labridae
Product: low density lipoprotein receptor adapter protein 1
Exons: 3
Coding region: 322-1155 (277 amino acids)
Source: RefSeq, a predicted model, not a curated record